CUUGUACUUGUUUGUAUAUAAAAUGAUGGCAUAUAAGCUGAAGUAGCGCGUUUGCGAUACAGUAGAUUUAAAAUUAAAUGUAUUUGAAUCCCUACCACCGCUUCAACACAAAACCUACAAUGCCACAAGGAAACUGUAACUAGCUAAUGAUGGACAAGAUCACCAGUUCGUCAGAGUUACCAAUCACGACUGAUGCAUUCAUAAAUGUAUCUCACAGUACUUGUACCAAGUUUGAAGGAAAUUUAAGUCCACCAAGUACCCAAGGGAAAGUUCUGGCUAAUUUGGAUCAUGCCAAGCAAAGUGUUCACCCUGAAAUACCUCCAUGGCUGCUUCAUCCUACAUUUCUAAAUCAUUCAUACGCAACGGUAGACGUUCAGACAUACUGUGGAUCCAGGUUAAAGUCUUGUGUUGAGGUGAGUGAGCCGACCAGUUUAAACGAGCUACAACCUGUCCCUGUGAGUCAAGACACGCAACAUCAUGUUGAACACCCUGUGAGUCCUCAGACUAAAGUGUGGUGGCCUGAACCUCAAGUCCAUAUAGAAGUGGAGGUGGAGGAUGCGCCGAAAGAUAAGGAUGUGACUGCCAGGUUCCAUUGCCAAACUUGCGGCAAAGGUUUUCCUUCUGCUUCCUCUCUCCUCGGCCACGAACACAACCAUGUGACGCAGCAGCGGCCGUACGAGUGUGAGACGUGUUUCAAGAAGUUCGCCACCAACUCCCAUCUGACCACUCACAAACGUACACACACUGGGGAGCGCCCUUAUAUUUGUCAGGUGUGCAGAAGAUCAUUUUCCGACAGGUCGGCGUUCGUGAAGCACGAGAGGACUCACGGCCCUGACGGAACGGUCAUAAAAAGGUACAAGUGUGACAUUUGCGGAAGUCAGUUCACGGACAACUGCGGAUUAAAGAAACACAUCAGGAUCCACACAGGCGAGCGACCGUACCAGUGCGACGUCUGUGAAAAAGCCUUCUCCACCAGCUCUACGUUUGUUGCACAUCGAAGGAUACACACCGGCGAGAGACCCUACAAGUGUGAUCAGUGCGGUAAAAUGUUUGUGACAAAAUCUCAUCUGUUGACCCACGGACGAGUGCACAGUGGGGAGAAGCCGUUUGUUUGUUCUGUCUGCAACCGCAAGUUUGCCGACGGCUCGAGUUUUCGACGGCACGAGAGACUUCACACAGGCGAACAACGACACAACUGCCAAGUCUGCGGUAAGGGUUUCCCAGUCAGCGCUUCACUAGAAAAACACAUGCAGCAGAGCCAUACGUACUCGUAGCAGAUGUUGUAGUUAACUUGGUAAAUAAUAUUUGUUUAAGCUAUUUUAUUCAGAUUGAAUGCACUGAUAUAGAAGAUUGUUCAUUUGGCUUAUAAAAUUUGAAAGGAAAUAUUUUAUUAUGAAGUCAAUCAGGAAAAUGGAAAUUCGCUUAGUCAUUUUUAGUAAAUUUUUACCCAUAAUGCUACUUACUGUAUUCCAAAUUAGCAUUACAUUAACUUGGACUCAUUAAAAAAACAUUUUCUUGGGAUGAACUGUUCCCAUUCAUAGUGUGCAAAGUCUUUGGUAAGGCCACUUGAACAAUUAAAAGCGAGCUUAAUAUUUUCAUUUCUAUUUUGAAGUUUAAGAGGCAUAACAAAAUUAAAAUUAAAUGUAUUAUGAAGCUUUAAAUAUGGUGUACAGAGAUAUAAGACUAUAUAAUAAAAAUCAAGGUCUGAGUGUCUUUGUGCAGCAACUUGAUACGUGUGGUUAAAAUACGCAUAUAAGCGGUGUCCCCAUCUCAAUGAUUGAUGAUUGAUUAUAUAGGUAAUGAUAAACAGGAGAUUAUUAUUUAUCUUCAAAUGUAGAAAGAAAAGGCAGACGGAGAGUGAAGUCUUAAAAAUAGCUGAUCAACAUCUGACGAGCAAACAAAAAAUAGUGUAACUAACCUAUGCUCUAGCAUGUUAAACCUGGGAGAAUGGGGAUUUUUAUUUCAUCUCCUCUAUAAUUUGAUUGACCUGGGCCUAUGUUUUUUUUAAGAAGGUUAGCCAAAAAGUAACAUUUGAAAACUGAAGUACCUGAUUUGUUAGAUAUUUACCUACAAAGUUAUAGCAUCACAUUACAGAUCUUUUAAUUUUUUCUGAAACUGUAGCCUGAACGUUUUUUUUAUAAACGUGGACUAUCUAUCAAUAAGUUUAGUGUUAUAAGAUAUAUUAUUUACAAUGCUAUUGAAUUACUCAACUACAGUAUAACUCCAAUUAUCCCAAUUAUCCUAACUCCAACUAUCCAAAUCGCUUAUUAAACAAAUUUAAACAACUUUUAAACUACACUAAAGAAGGCUGAAGCCGUGAUCGUAGCAAUACGAAC
Molecule: messenger RNA, 2336 nt
Organism: Macrosteles quadrilineatus (aster leafhopper)
Lineage: Eukaryota; Metazoa; Arthropoda; Insecta; Hemiptera; Cicadellidae
Product: zinc finger protein 664-like
Exons: 7
Coding region: 147-1274 (375 amino acids)
Biological process (GO): regulation of transcription by RNA polymerase II
Cellular component (GO): nucleus
Molecular function (GO): RNA polymerase II cis-regulatory region sequence-specific DNA binding; DNA-binding transcription activator activity, RNA polymerase II-specific
Source: RefSeq, a predicted model, not a curated record